Messenger RNA from Penicillium macrosclerotiorum, 2478 nucleotides. RefSeq lists its product as uncharacterized. The record is from RefSeq and is a predicted model, not a curated record. Bases 1 to 2478 code for a protein of 825 amino acids. The transcript has 6 exons. NCBI's taxonomy places the organism in Eukaryota, Fungi, Ascomycota, Eurotiomycetes, Eurotiales, Aspergillaceae. Gene Ontology annotation, biological process: mitotic G2 DNA damage checkpoint signaling; mitotic DNA replication checkpoint signaling; DNA replication initiation.
AUGGCAGGGGCGGAAGACUCGAAUAAGGAACACCCGCUUAGGGGCGCGGUCAUUUGUUUCACGUCGGUUUCCUUGGAGCAAAGGACACACCUCAUCAACAUUGCGAAGGAGAUGGGCGCAAUUGAACGUCCAGACUUGACUUCAGAUGUAACCCACCUUCUCGUCGGAGCCACUGAUUCCCCCAAAUACAAGUUUGUCGCACGAGAGCGAAAUGACGUGGUUGUGGUGAAACCGGAGUGGAUUGAAGCCGUUCGACAAUCUUGGAUGCUGGGAGGAGACACGGACAUCCAGCAGCUGGAGGAACAGUAUAAGCUGCCAACUUUCUUUGCUCUCACCAUAUGCAUCACCGGGUUUUCAGAAAUGGCUUUCAGGAUGAAGAUGCAGGAGACGGCAAUAGAGAAUGGAGCUGAAUUCCGAAAAGACCUGACAAAAAGCGUGACGCAUCUUAUUGCGCGGAAUACGGAAGGCGAAAAGUAUAAAUUUGCGACGCAAUGGAACAUCAAGGUGGUAACAGUCAAGUGGUUUCAUGAGUGCCUCGAGCGUGGAAUGAUCCUGGAAGAAGAAAAAUACCAUCCAAUGCUACAGCUAGAAGAGCAAGGCGUGGGCGCAUGGAAUCGAUCGUUGUCGACUACAAAAGUCCAACUUGGGAAAGCAAGGGCUGGAGAAAACGACGGCUCCUCAGAUUUGCGACCAAGGAAGAAGCUACGUCGGACUGCGAGUACAAAACUAGUGGGCCAGAAUGAAAACAUAUGGGGUGAUAUUAUCGGUGCAGGAUUCGGUGCUAGUGAGAUGCCAGAACCCGGGAACGACCCAUUCGACGACUCGGAAUCCUUCGAGAAGCCCAGACCGGCUAUCCAAGCUGCCAAAUCUUUUGCCAGCGAGUCCACAUUUACUGAAACAUUGGAACCCCGCCGGCAGCCAGAGAUAUCGGCCAAAUCUCUUGAAGGCUUUCUCAGUGGGUGUUUUUUCUUUAUCAGCGGAUUUUCUUCCAAACAAAAAAGCAUUCUUCGACAUCAUCUUGAGUACAAUGGUGCUCAGUUUGUCGAGUCGUUGAAUGAGUUUUCUCGCCCUAGUAUCCCCAAAACAGGCCAGGGUUUGUAUGUCAUAGUUCCAUACAGAACCCCUAGAUCGGAAAUUCCAUCUACAGAUGACAUGGCAUUUGAGUGUGAGGUGGUUACAGACAUGUGGCUGGAACGAUGUCUCGAUGCCAGAGCCUUAGUUCCACCAGAAUCCCAUGUUGCGAGCACGCCGUUCCCCAAAUUUCCUCUUCCAGGAUUUUCGGGAAUGCGGAUAUGCUCUACUGGGUUUGCACGCAUUAAUCUUUUGCAUCUUUCUAAACUAGUGGAUUUAAUGGGUGCGACGUAUGACGAAUAUCUCACACCCAAAGCUUCUGUUCUAAUAUGCAAUGAUCCACAAACAGCCAGCCAUGAGAAAUUACGGCACACUGCCAAAUGGGGAGUUCCCUCGGUGUCAGCUGAUUGGUUUUGGAUAUCCAUUCAAACUGGCCAAAAGAAACCAUUUGAGCCAUAUGCAGUACGGAGGCCAGUAUCUCAAAGCAGUGGCAAUCGGGAAAACCUUCCUACAGUGUCUGUGAACAGAAAACAAGUAUCUGUGCCUACAGGGGUCCCAUCCAAAGAUCAAAGCAUCCCUAAUGAUCCACUAAGCAACGACAAGCCUCAGAAGCCAUCAUCGGGAAAGAGUGAAAUUUCGCGAAUGAUGCCUGUUAUAGGUGAUGGGUUUGAUAACGAAGAGUCCCCGGACAGACCCAAAGCAAGUGUACCUGAGUCAAGAUCUGCAUCACCUCCCAAUGGGAAACAUGACCAACAAAGUGCAUGGGGACCUUCGAAUCAGCCAGAACGAGAGAAAUCGCCCGCGCCAGCUGUUCCGUCUGCUCUGGACACUGCAUUGAAAGGUCUUCUGCAGCAGGCUCAAGCGGCCAAGUCACGACAACAGACCGAAGGAACAUCAACGAGUGAUGAAAGCUACCCCCUUCGCCGUAAACGCAAGCCACUACUCGGCCGCGCACCAUCACACCCAUCUGUUCGAACAGAAGAGACUACCAAUGCCCCAUCUCGUGCUAGCUCUAUCGACACUCUCAAUGAUGAUGGCCUCGGUACAGCGCUCGAGAGCGCGGAUCGUACACGAGACAACUCCCUCUCCCGCACAAAUAGCCGCAACGAACAAACCUUGUCGUCCCUGUUCAGUGGCGCGAAAUUUGACUUUCUCUCCGGUCAGUUCUCUGGCCAGGCCGAGAACGAGGACGAGGAGAACCAGGAGCCACCAAUGACACAGCUGGACUACGAAGACCCUGAUGCUGCUGCUAUGCGAACGGAGUUUCUGCGAAAUGCUGGCAAGCUGACUGACAAGCACCAGAAGGCCGAUUCUGGUCUCCUUGUUGGCGAAGUCAAGGAAUUAGAGGAUAUCGGAUGGGGCUCUCGACGAAGAACGAGAAAACAUGCUCCUAAGAACGAAGAAUGA